AUGGCGUUUCACUAUACGGAUGGUAACGUUUCGUCCGAACAUCUUAUGAAUGAUCAUUAUCAACCAGAUUAUUCCCAACCGUAUGUCCUUCAAAGUCAAGAGGCAGAAUAUGAGUUGCGUAGCAAUGUGCUUGUUGACGGAGGAGACAGAUUUGGAGUAUCAGCUGCCGUCUUUGAUAAGUAUGAAGAGUUGAUAUGGAUGGGAAACCAAGGUGGUCACGUAACAUCAUAUUAUGGGCCGACCAUGCAAAAGUACACUUCUUUCCAAGUUCAUGCGACUGAAGAGAUACGAGAUAUACUAACAGUUGACAAAGGCAUCUACUUGCUUACAAAAUCUAUUCUACGUCACCAAAUACGUAGGGGAAUACCAAAAUUUACUCAUAAAUCUCCGAAUAUGGUUGACAUGCAGUGUCUCCUGCAAGUGAAUGAGACUAAGGUACUUAUGGGUGGACAUCAAGAUAAACUCCUUGAUUUCGAUCUUGUUAAGAUGAUGGAAACUGUAAUUAAUGUUCCAGAAGAAGGUUGCGCUGUUAUACGAAGUGGUGGCGGGUCUCUAAUAGCCUGUGGGAGUGCAAAUGGCAUGGUCUCCCUCCGUGAUAUAAGAUGUCCCGGUGUAGCUGAACAUAGCUUCAUGGCUCACACUGCCUGUCUAUCAGAUUUGGACAUGCAGGGAGAUUUACUUGUAACUUGUGGAUUUACACAGUCUGGUGCAGUGGCAGUAGCGGACCCAUAUGUUGUAGUGUGGGAUGUACGUCACAUGAAAGGAAACACAGCGUGGUCAAUCCCUACAGUGUCACCGCCUUUGUUAUUACACUUUGUACCUUCAGUUUCCGGCAGAGCUGUUGCUUUGGCCGGUGAUGGGAAUGUCACAUUGCUACACGUCAAUGAAACACAUGAAUCUGAAUACCAGUCAGUAUUUCAGGUUGACACUCAGAACUCUUUGUGUAGUGUGAUGGAUGUAUCUUCCACGAGUCAGGCGAUGGUGUUUGGAGAUCAGGCUGGUCACUUACAUCUAUUCUCUCCUCAACAUAAUAAUGAGCCCGUCUUCAAUAACUUCUCCAGAGCCACCGAGUUCGCUGACCCUCCCCCCAAUCUCCCGUACGCUAGUUUUGAAGACAACUCCUUCUCGUAUUCAUCAGUGCCACUGCCGCCGCUCGCGUCAGGCUCUAAAUGGUUCAAUGAACUUCCACCCGAAUUCUUCACGAACGUAUACAGAAAGCCUAAGCCUAUAGAUCAAGAAGUAUUAAGAACAAUGAAGAUGCAGGGUCCAAUAGGUUACGCGCCUAAUCCAAGGACGCACAGACGUAAUCAGAUGCCAUACAUAGAAGAAGAUUUGCAAGACAUCGAAAAUCCAGGACGAGAUCGUCGGAACACACAGCAGCCGAUACCUAGAUAUUAUUUGAAGACAGAAGUACGUUUCGAUCAAAAUGGAGAAAAUUGCGAACAAGAAAAUAUUAACGAAACUGGUUUACCGGGGAUACAGAGCACUGUGCCUAAUUCAUAUUGUAAUCCAAUGUUACAGGUUUUAUAUUACAUACCGCCGUUAAAAGCCACAUUAUUGGCUCACACUUGCGCUAAGGAGUUCUGUCUUAGCUGUGAAUUAGGUUUUCUGUUCCGCGCCCUAGACUCGUCCGGGGGCGCCGCGUGUCGCGCCACUAACUUCCUGCGAGCGUUCAGAACAGUGCCGGAGGCCGCGGCGCUCGGACUCAUACUGCCUGAACGGACCACGCCCAGGGUAGAUGUCGCCACUCUCGUUCAGAGUUGGAACCGUUUCAUCUUACAUCAAAUGCACGCGGAGAUAUUGGAAACGCGAAGAAAGGAAAAGGAACUGGCGUAUCUGACGCAGAGAAUAAGAUUAGUGAGACCCGGGAACAAGGCGGUACAGAAACUAUUGAAUGGAGAAAUAGAUGAGUUUGAACUAGACAUGCAGUUCCUGGACCCGACGCUGGCUGAGAAGAAGGAUUACGAUGAGAACUGGCAUAAUGACACCACAUUUCUAAACCGUCCGCCUCAAGCAGAAUGUGAGGAACUAUUAGAAGCGCCACCGACCCCCGACAUAGAGGAGCCCCCACCACCUAUAGAGGACUCGGAGAUAUCACAACUGUUCGCGAUCGCGAGACAACAGAUUAACAGAUGCAUGAAAUGCAACAAGGAGGAAGAACGCGAUACAGUAGUAUUGGCUUGCGCUCUGCAGUAUAGCGCGGGGGUGGGGUUUUUAGAGCUAGUGAGCGCCUCGCUUGCCGCCCGGCGCGCCACGCCCGCCUGGUGUGACACGUGCGGCCGGUUCACACCCACCACGCAGGUCGCGAGGAUACUCAGACUGCCGCCCAUACUCGCAAUUAACUGUGGCGGAAUGACAGCACAGGAAAAGGCGUUCUGGUCGAGAGGUGGACAAAAAUCAACGCCAGAAGUUAUAAAGAGAGGGGGUAGCGGCAAGCCUUGUAGGUACGGACUACAUUGUGCAAGACCUGGGUGUAGAUUUAAACACCCGGAGAGACCGUCCACAACACCUCAGAGUAACACUCAAGACAAUGGUUGUAUACUCCCACACCAUUUGAAUAUAAGACUACAACCAGAUGGUGAAGUUGUCAUUACAGAUAAGGCCAAUGCGACCACUGACUUAAAGUCCGACUUCAAACGUCGUUACCAGUGUGAGAACUACAGUCUUCACGCCGCGGUAGUGUGUGUGGAGGACAAUCCGAGGAAUUUGGUCGCCUACGUUAAGAUACCUGAUGAGAAAGGAGAUCAGAGGUGGUACCUGUUCAAUGAUUUGAAUAUAGUCCAAGUAAGUCCCGAGGAGGUUGUAUCGUUUAGUUGCUGGUGGAAGUGGCCUUGUGUUUUGUUCUACAGCACACAGAGGGCUGUUCAGACCUCAUAG
Messenger RNA from Danaus chrysippus (African queen), 2877 nucleotides. Lineage: Eukaryota; Metazoa; Arthropoda; Insecta; Lepidoptera; Nymphalidae. The record is from the annotation of a GenBank genome assembly.